AUGUUCGAUUUUAAACUGUUGAACCAGAUUGGCCAUGGUGACGGCCUGAUCUUGCAAGGAACCAGCCGCUGCUGCCGCCUGCUCGACCAGUGCCGCGUUUUUUUGCUCUGCACUGGCUGCGGUGAUCUCACCCAUGAUGUCGGUGACGUUACUGAUACUACUGACGACCUUGUCCAUGGUUGCGCCAGCCUCAUCCACCAGACGGCUGCCCAGACCAACUUUUUCAACGGAAUCAUCGAUCAGCAACUUGAUUUCCUUGGCAGCAGAGGCGCUGCGCUGUGCCAGGUUGCGUACUUCGCUGGCAACCACGGCAAAGCCCCGGCCCUGUUCACCAGCGCGGGCCGCUUCUACUGCGGCAUUAAGUGCCAAAAUAUUGGUUUGGAAGGCAAUACCGUCGAUCACCCCAAUGAUGUCGGUGAUCUUGCUUGA
Molecule: messenger RNA, 429 nt
Organism: Stylonychia lemnae
Lineage: Eukaryota; Ciliophora; Spirotrichea; Sporadotrichida; Oxytrichidae
Source: the annotation of a GenBank genome assembly